This is a messenger RNA of Chaetura pelagica (chimney swift), 1074 nucleotides long. RefSeq names its product carbonic anhydrase IX (gene CA9). The transcript has 12 exons. Gene Ontology annotation, cellular component: plasma membrane. The coding region runs from base 1 to 1074 and encodes 357 amino acids. Gene Ontology annotation, molecular function: zinc ion binding; carbonate dehydratase activity. NCBI's taxonomy places the organism in Eukaryota, Metazoa, Chordata, Aves, Apodiformes, Apodidae. The record is from RefSeq and is a predicted model, not a curated record.
AUGGUAGGGGCACUUGCUGAUGAGGAAGACAAGGCUUUGGUGCUCAUUUGCUUUCCCUCCUGUCCUGGCCACAGUCACUGGAGCUAUGAAGAGCGGGAGCACUGGGGGGUGGAUUACCCAGACUGUGCUGGCACUGUGCAGUCACCCAUCAACAUUGACGUGGCCAAGACCAUCUUCAGCCCCCAUCUGAGGCCGAUCCAGCUCUCUGGCUACAGCCUGCCUGCCAAUGAGAAGCUCAAGCUGAAGAACAAUGGGCACACAGUGGUCCUCAAUCUGCCCGAGUCCCUGGCCAUCACAGGAGGCUAUGCCCAGCAGUACCGGGCCACGCAGCUGCACCUGCACUGGGGCUCCCCAUUGGGACCUGGCUCAGAACACACCAUCAACGGGCACCGCUUUGCUGCCGAGAUCCACGUGGUUCACUACAACACCAAGUAUGACAGCUUUAAGGAAGCAAUGGUCCACCCAGAUGGCCUGGCUGUACUGGGAGCCUUCCUGGAGGUUGGGCCACGGGAGAACCCCUACUAUCAGGAAAUAAUUAAGCAUCUGUAUGAAAUCCAAGGAGAAGGUAAGGAAGUCUUGGUGCCCGGAUUCAACAUCGCAGGUCUGUUGCCUGCCAACCUGAAGCUCUACUUCCACUACAAUGGCUCUCUGACCACCCCUCCCUGCUACCAGACAGUGAAGUGGACACUCUUCAACCAGACCAUGCUGCUUUCUCAUGACCAGAUGUCAGUGCUGGCAAUGAGCCUGAGAAACGAUGACAACAAACCUCUGCAGAACAAUGACCGGCUGGCGCAGGGCCUGCACGAGCGCCGGGUGCUGGCGAGCUUCCAGACCUCCCUCUUGUUGGAGAAGGAGAUGCCUCCUGGUGCUGAUGGCUCAGCAGCAACAGGACAUCCCAGCUCUUCAUUUCAUGCAGGAGAUGUGCUGGCUGUGCUCUUUGGGGUGCUCUUUGCCAUCACAGCACUGGCCUUCCUGCUGUACAUCUACAAGCACCGCAGCCGGAAUGCACGGCUGGACUCACCGACCAAAUCCAAGGUCAUCUACACGGCAGCCACCACCGAGAACACUGCAUGA